Eremothecium gossypii ATCC 10895 is the source of this 1842-nucleotide messenger RNA. It is a transcript of the gene UBP16, whose product is annotated as putative ubiquitin-specific protease UBP16. The record is from RefSeq and is marked provisional. Gene Ontology annotation, molecular function: cysteine-type deubiquitinase activity; cysteine-type endopeptidase activity. The coding region runs from base 1 to 1842 and encodes 613 amino acids. NCBI's taxonomy places the organism in Eukaryota, Fungi, Ascomycota, Saccharomycetes, Saccharomycetales, Saccharomycetaceae. The transcript has a single exon. Gene Ontology annotation, cellular component: nucleus; cytosol. Gene Ontology annotation, biological process: protein deubiquitination.
AUGCUGCACAGGGUGACAUACCCCUCUUCUGUUUACGACGGUACACUCUCUAUUAAUAAGGUCGGAAGCUUUCUCUACGGAACGGACAACAUACCACAAAGACUUCUUCUUUGUGGCACACUUGCACUUUCAUACUAUAUCUUAGGUCCGACGAUCUACACGUGGCUAUUCCCUGGUAGUUCUGCUAUGUUCCAGAGCUCCACGAGGAAAGACAAACACACGACAGGGCUGGCAAACAACCGGAAUGAUUGCUUCGCCAACUCGUCCAUCCAGGCGUGGGCGUCGCUGCCAGCUGUGUCUGUGUACCUCAAUGAGAUCAUGGAGAUCAGGAAGGAGGUACUGCGACGCAUGGUGCGGUCCUCUGAUGGGGCGCACGAUGGUGCUGCCGCCGAUGAGUGGGGCGAAGUGAAGGCGCCCUCUCCUGAGCAUAAAAGCGAGGCUCAUGAUAUGCAUGAUUCUGGGGACCAUGUAGGGCAGAUGAAUUUAUCCAAUGGCGUCGAUGUUCGCAUGCAUGCAGCGCUAGCAGACAUCCUAUACCAGUUACAGCAGCCGGUAGCAAAAAGCACUUUUAUAUCGCUGCAACCCCUGUUGCAUACUCUGGAACUAAUAUAUAGCGCCAAGUUGUCGCGGGGCCAAAAUGAUGCCCACGAAUUCACCCAAUUGUUACUCGAAACGCUGGAAAAGGAGCAUACGGAGCUGUCUUUAAUGUUGAAGGGUGAUAAACGACUGGAGGGCCUUGCCGUCCCUGCAUUCCCCAUUCGGGGAUCAUUGGCAGAUAACCUUGUGUGCCUAAGAUGCGGAGGCUCGUCAAAGGUCAAUGUGCAUCAGUUUUCUAUGCACACAUUGCCAGUUCCAAACGCAACUUCGGCGGACCUCCGUGAUAUGCUUUUUGAUAACCAAACCGAGACGAUCGACGACUACACUUGCGUAUCCUGCCAGAUUCGCGCAAUUCUCGCAACAGAGAAGAAUAGAGGACGCCAAGGUGUCGACAGCACAGAGCUUGCCAUUAUUGAGGAGCUUGCGCGGCUCGCACCGUCCAUCUCAAUCAAUGAGGACAUGCCACCUCACCUGGCCGCCUACGUCAGCGCGUAUAACAAGGACCACUGCAUCACCGCCGCCUUGAAGUCCACCAUUGUAAAACGCACAGUCUCAGUCGAUUCGCCGCGCGUGCUCAUUCUCCACCUCUCGCGUUCAGUCUUCAAUGGGGUCUCGUACGCAAAGAACACCUGCAAUGUCACUUUCCCGGAGGAGCUGGUCAUCAAUGAGCAGCUGCUCGAGAAUAACAAAUGUGUUGGGGUUCGUGCAGUCCGCUAUAAGCUGUGCGCCAUGAUCAAGCACAUUGGCACCCAUUCUCAGGGCCAUUACGCAUGUUUCCGCCACAAACCUGACUUUAGGAAGGACCCAAGGACGGGCGAGAUCAUCAUUCGCUCAGAUGUGAUCUCGUCGGACGCCGUCCCGCAGCCAGCCCCUCGAAUGCCUGUGCCCUACGCCAGCUCGAAGCCCUCCGCCCUGGGCCGACUGGCCGCCUUGCUCAAGACCGUUACUGGGGAGCCUCCAUCAACAGUCACUACUAACGAAGAACCCGUCUCCAAGCCCGACGCGUCAGCCGAGCAGGACAGCUCCGGAGCCAGCUCUGCGAGCUCAUCGGGCGUAUCUUCGGCUGCCACGAAGGUACUCCCCCGUCCCCAGGGCCGUCCCCGCAAACUGAAGGCUUUACGUCGCACCACUACGCACCCGUGGUGGUGUAUCUCAGACUCGUACGUGUCGGAGUGCAAGACGUCGUUCCUUCUCUCGGAGACAAAGCUCGUGUACAUGCUUUACUAUCAACGCAUUGAGCCCUAG